Messenger RNA from Paramecium tetraurelia, 441 nucleotides. RefSeq lists its product as uncharacterized. The transcript has 2 exons. Lineage: Eukaryota; Ciliophora; Oligohymenophorea; Peniculida; Parameciidae. The record is from RefSeq and is a predicted model, not a curated record.
AUGAUAGCUCCGAAAUACAUUGAACAAAAUAUAAUCAACUCGGUUUGUUAAUUUGAAAGAUUCAAGUCUCAUAGGGAUAGAGUUUAGAUGAUUGCUAGUGACAGAAGUUCAUCCAAAAAGUAAUUUCAUAUGGAUUCAAAUAAACUACAGAAAAUUAAAACGAAUCAGUACAACAGUAAAGCAUCAAUUCAACAUAUGAGAGAUAAAAUGUUGUAUUAAGAAAAUAGCAAAAUACUGGAUAGAAUAAUUAAAAUUAAACCAUCUACAAGAUAACAUUCUGCUAGUUCAAUCAGAUCUUUGAAUUUACCAAAAAGGAAAAAGGAAGCUAUGAAAAUCGUUGAUGAAAACUAGAAGUUGAUGAAGAGAUUGCAAUCCACUCAAGGAACAUUCAAGAACAAAGAUACUUUAAUGCGUGAUUUUAGGAGGUACCCAAGAAAAUGA